This is a messenger RNA of Brassica oleracea var. oleracea, 1254 nucleotides long. RefSeq lists its product as uncharacterized. Lineage: Eukaryota; Viridiplantae; Streptophyta; Magnoliopsida; Brassicales; Brassicaceae. Bases 1 to 1254 code for a protein of 417 amino acids. The record is from RefSeq and is a predicted model, not a curated record. The transcript has 6 exons.
AUGAUUCUCGCCCCUCGACCCGGCCAUUCUAUCAUAGACGGUAUUCCUAACAGGGAUGACCGGUGGAGGGAGAAGUUUUUCGUUUUCAAGAUUAACCCGGCGUCGGUCGGCGACUUCGAUUUCGGAAGGAUCCCUAGGGAGUGGUCCGAAGAGAUUGAGCCCUUUGGUCCUGCACCUAUGUCUCCCGAGCUUCGUGGAUUAAUCGCCACUCUGCGGCGAGGUAGUCCUCGAUGGCUCACUUUUACUGUGGAUCGAAUUCGAACUGCUUACGCUCUUCCACCAGGUGAAAACCGUGUUAUCCCUAUUGGUCUGGCAGCUCCUAUUCGACCGGGGAAGGGUCGUUGUAACAAAAGGGCGAGGGAGAAGGAGGCGUUACAUGAUCGUCCUUACGAGUCCUCUGAAGUCGGGUCGUUUGAACGAGCUCAGAAAUCUCGGCGCGGACCGACUCUUAUAUCGAGAUUGCAGGCUCAGUCUUCUGGUCUUAUGGCUAGGCCGGUGUCGAUCGCAUCUACUGUUGGUGGGACCCGAAGGGCGCCGAACACUUCAGCCGGUUCUGUCGGUGAUAGAGCUCUUGAUGACGACGUCGAUUCAUCGACUCACCGACAUCGACGUCGAUUCAUCGACUCACCAACAUCGACGUCGAGCUCUAGAGGAAAUCAAUUAUGUACUUCUCAGGUUGACCCGAGCGCUCAUCUUCCGGACGUGCAGGAGACCUCUUUGUGGAGAUUUUCGUACGAUAACGAGGUACCGAUCCUCGAGAAUCACGAGCGUCUCGGUUUGAUCUGGCGUAAGCUCAGAGAGAAGGGAUGUGAGCUUCCUUCUUUGGGGGACAUGCGAGAACGUGAUGCUUAUGUUUGGAUGGCGGUCGCGAACGCUAAGGCUAUGGAGGCGAGCAAUGAAUAUGCCGCUUUGAUGGAGAGGCGGUUGGCUGAUUUUCUGAGAAAAGAGGAGGUUGGGAGUCAUCUUCUCAUGAUUCAGCAACUUCGAGACGCGGUUUUGGCCGUGGUGAACGAUAAACUUCGGAAAAAAAAGAAGGAGACGGCUGCGGAGAUUCGUUUGCAGGAGGUGCAAGCUCGUAUUGAGGCUUUGACCGUGUACAGCGAAGGUGGUUUCGAGCUCGAAGAGGAGUUGGAGCGUCUUAGAGACCAGGAGAUCUCACUCGAUGUGGAUAAUGGUCUUGCUUCGGUGUCAGAUCUUUCCCUUAGUCACCUCAAACUUACUGAGGUUUCUGGUGAUUCGGUCGAUCAAGAUUGA